AUGCAGCGCGCGACGAUACAGGCGCCAGGCCUGUCGACGUACCUCAAGUCGCUGAAGAGCACGCCGGUAGACGCCUCGGUUGAGCACUUCAUUUCACUCCUCAAGCGACGGCAGAUCCGAAACUCCAGGCCAUGUGCCAUCGCGACCACGGCCUUGCUAUUGCGCGUAGUGGGCGAGUUCAAGGGAAGAGAUGCAGCGAGGCUCAUUGAGCGCAUAAAGCAGGUCGGCAGGCGGUUGACGUCGGCGCAACCACGAGAAGUCGUAGUAGGUAACAUCGUAAGACGCGUAUUGGCAUUGGUGCGCGAGGUAGUAGAGGAACAUGCAGACGGGACACCGAAUGGGAGCGAGCGAGGCAAUACGACACCACACGCCCACCAUGAUUCGCUACACAGACCAGCCCUCAACUCGAGCAUAUCCACCUUUAGUCCUCUGAGGCAUGCUGUCGCCGAACCUAUGCAUACCGGUCCUUUUACAGACAACGCAUCUGAUGCCAGCGAGCCCUCAAGACGACCCCCGCUGCUCACUUCACACACUUCGUAUGCGCCUACUUCCUCGGCUCCUCUCGUACAUUCACUCUUCGGCCUCUUCUCCCAGCCCACGGACACACCCUCGGCCACGAGCACACCGACAGGGCAGGCAUCACCAAAUGGCAGGGGCACUCUCACGGCACUUAACCUGGAGCGCCUGGCCGAUAUCAACAGGAACCAGAACCUCGAUCUCAAGGGCGAAGUCAUGGAGGGCAUAAGAGAACUGCAAGACGAGCUGGAGACAUCCGACAAGCAGAUUGCCGAAGUUGCGCUUGAGCAUAUCCACGCCAACGAGAUAAUCCUUACACACACUGCGUCUACUACGGUGCAGAAGUUUCUAUUGUUCGCCGCACGUAAACGGAAGUUUACCGUCGUACAUGCUGAGACAUUUCCUCACGACCACACUGCCACUCAUGGCAUCUUACUCACCGGCAAGAAGCGAGAAGCAAACCCAGAUGACGAUGAAGAGGACGACAAGUGGAAGCCGCUCACCGAUGCUGGAAUCCAAGUCUACGUCAUCCCCGACUCCCAUGUCUUUGCCAUCAUGUCGCGCGUCAACAAAGUUAUCCUAGCAACACACACCGUGCUGGCAAACGGUGGCCUCGUCGCAGCAGCUGGAGCGCACAUGAUUGCAAAAGCCGCAAAGGAACACCAGACACCUGUUGUGGUUCUCAGUGGCGUCUACAAGCUCAGCCCCGUCUACCCAUUCGACAUUGACGAGUUGAUCGAGUACGGUGACGCUGGAAGUGUGGUACCGUACGACGACGGCGAGUUUGUGGACAAGAUUGAUGUUGUGAAUCCGCUAUUCGACUACGUUCCUGCGGAUCUUGUUGAUCUCUAUAUCACCAAUCUUGGCGGACACGCGCCCUCGUAUCUCUACCGCAUUGUAGCCGACCACUACCGCUCCGAAGACAUUACUUUGUAAUUUGUAUGAGCGGAUGAGUUAUGUUAGCAGAUGCACGAUGUCAACAAAUAACAGAAAAAGCUUGGCCGUAAUGCUAAAUUCCGAUGAAUUGAACAUGUAGCUCUGUACUACCAAUACAAACCACCAUGAGCCCUUUUCC
This is a messenger RNA of Pyrenophora tritici-repentis Pt-1C-BFP, 1591 nucleotides long. Its product is annotated as GCD2, Translation initiation factor 2B subunit, eIF-2B alpha/beta/delta family. Gene Ontology annotation, biological process: translational initiation. Gene Ontology annotation, molecular function: guanyl-nucleotide exchange factor activity; translation initiation factor activity. Lineage: Eukaryota; Fungi; Ascomycota; Dothideomycetes; Pleosporales; Pleosporaceae. Gene Ontology annotation, cellular component: eukaryotic translation initiation factor 2B complex. The record is from RefSeq and is a predicted model, not a curated record.